AAUGUUUACAGAGGAAAAGGAGAAGAAAGCAAAGUAUGGAUCAGUCGUCUUUGUGUACUGCUUCUUCUGUGUUGUUUUGGUUGUGGGACUCGUGAGAAUCGCAAAGCCUUACGAUAACUUUAAGCAAAACCUAAUGGAGGCAGAAGCAGCAGUAGAAGAAGGAUUCUUGGGUGCCACGUACUCAUCAAGGAAUUUGCCAUGCAACGCCCAUAAAUCUCGCUCUGACUCAGUUCCUGCUCAAAAUCAAGAGAAGCUCUCAGCACAAACGAGUUACUUCUACAGGCAGCUUCCUCCAAAUUCUUACUGCGUGCAGUUCGAUUCUUUUGCGACCAUGUUGAAACAGGUCAAUACUGGCAAGUACGAGUCACGCCCUUUCUCCAUUGGUGGAUACAAUUGGUCGCUUCUGAUCUACCCGAACGGGAACAAGCAAGAUAACGUGAAUGGAUACAUUUCGGUUUACGCUAGAAUCCAUAACUCAAGCUUAAUGACCAAUGAGGUGAAUGCAGAGAUCAAGUUCUUCAUAUACAGUAAGAUUAAAGACCAGUACUUAACAUUCCAAGACAAUGAGCCACAGCGAUUUCAUAUGUUCAAACCACAGUGGGGAAUCCCAACCAUGAUCUCGCUUUCGUCUUUUUUGACGACGACAAAUGGGUUCGUUUUCGACGGCGGACGAAGUGUGUUUGGCGUUGACGUCGUCGUUACUGAACCUUUCAAGAAAUGGGAAGUUUUCUCUAACGAAGAAAACAUUCGAGACCCUAUUUACUGUUGGAAGAUCACUCAAUUCUCCACCCUCGAUCGUAACUCUUACACUUCUGGUUCGUUUUCUUGCGGAGGAAGAAACUGGGUGUUGAAAGUGUAUCCAAAUGGAGUUGGGUCUGCAACGGGUAAUUCGUUGUCACUUUUUUUGUUGAGUGCGUCAAAUGAAACAGAUUACGUGCGAGCCAAGUUACGAGUUCUUGACCAAAUCCGAUUUACCCAUUUGGAGAAACAAUUGGAGGGAUGGCCCAAUGCAACAGAAAACGGAUGGGGUUUGGACAAGUUUGUAACUCUCGCAGAUAUCAAAAACGCAACCAAAGGUUUCCUCGUCAACGAUACCCUCAAAGUUGAAGUCGAGAUCUUGUCCUUCUCUAAAACCGACUUCUUCUCUCUUUAGGGCUUAAUCAAGCUGAAAUCGAGAUCGUGUGUUUUUUUUUUCCGUAUGUUAACCGGAGAUAUAUAGUAAUAGGUCAAAGAAGCCAGACUAG
Molecule: messenger RNA, 1244 nt
Organism: Eutrema salsugineum
Lineage: Eukaryota; Viridiplantae; Streptophyta; Magnoliopsida; Brassicales; Brassicaceae
Product: probable inactive serine/threonine-protein kinase fnkC
Exons: 5
Coding region: 2-1153 (383 amino acids)
Molecular function (GO): protein binding
Source: RefSeq, a predicted model, not a curated record